AUGCCUUUAAAGCCCUAGAAAACAAUUAGAGAUUACUUAAAAGUAAAACGCAAAUUGUUCUUAGACUAACUGAGCCAAAUCCUCUCUGAAAUUGACCAAAACUAUAACAUUAAGUUAUCAGCCAAAUAAUUUGUAACACGAUACUUUCAAUAUAUACUUGAAUGUAAUGAGAGAAAACUCAGAGGUGAUACAAGUGAGUUUGUCUAUGAAAUGGGUGAUUAUUUUAAAGACUUCAAUCUGAAAUAUUUUUUUCCUAAGCAAAUUUGGUAAUUCAGUGUUACAAAGACCUUGAUCAAUAGUCUAUAAAAUGCUUCAGAAUUGGAUAUCCUUCAUAUCUUUAUACUAUUAAAUUUAGUAUUGCAAGGUAAAUUUGCUAUCUCGUCAGCAUCACUUAUUGAAGUCCUCCCAUAUGAAGGAGGGUAUACCAAAUAUCCCUUUGAAUAUGAUUAUAUGAUAGCUUUCAGAUACCGCAAUCUAGUAAAAAUAGUUAUCUAAAUUAUUCCUGUAUUGUAUCCAAUUUUAAAUGAAGAAGGUAACCCUAAACAUUUUGAAUUCCAUCAUGAACUAAUUUUGGUUGGAUCGAUACCUGAUAUUUAGAAGGAUAACUAUUAAGAAAUAGAUAAGUAUUUCAGAAAUUAGUAAACCUCCCCUAAUUAUUUUCCCAAUAUGAAAUUAGUUAAAGAAUAGAAAGGAGAUGCAUAAGUAUUAAAUGAAAUAAAGAUUGGUGAGAAUCCUAAAAAUUGGAAGGAUUUGAUGCAUCCAAGGAAAUUUGAACUAAUUCUGCUAGAUGGUAACGAUUAUGUGUAUAAUCCAUAAUUUAAACGAUGGAUUUCAGUUUCUACUUAAGAUAUCUUAAAUAAAAAAUUAUAGAAAAUGCAAGCAUUUUCAGCUAACCAUUAUUUGAUAUAAAAAUAUAGUAAGUAACCAUCAGCAUUCUAACUGUUUAAAAUAAUUUAAAAUAUUCCAAAUUUCAAAGUUAAUUUAACAAAAGAGCAAUAAGAGAUUAUAUCAUUUAAUGGAGAUGGAUUGGUAAUUGGUAGAAGUGGCACAGGUAAAACCACUUGUGCUUUACUAAGACUCUUCACGACAGAUAUUCUAUUUAAAAUCAGAAGUAAAUUGGAUUAAAUUAAUUAUUAAACAAGUGAAAUAUAACUUAAUUAAUAAUAGUAGGAUUGCGAAUUAAAGACUGUCUUUGUUACAGCCAGUCCCUUAUUAGCAUGCUAAGUUAAAAGAUUAUAUGAUAGAUUAAUUUCAAGCAUUUAGGAUGUCAUAAAUAAGAAAAAAAACAGGCAAAGGAAUUAAGUAGACAUUCAAGUGUAAGGUGACCAAGAUGAAAUAGAUCAGAGCACUUUUUAAAUAAUAGAUGCAAUUAAAAAUGAUUAAGAACAAUAAGAAUAACAACAGUAAAAUCAAGAAGAUGAUAUUGAUGACUAAGACAUUGAUGAAUAUGAAAAAGAAAUGGGAGAGUAUUAAAGAUUUUCUGAUAUCAACCAAUUUCCAAUAUUUUUGACAUUGAGAAAGUUUAUUUUUUUGGUUGAUGGUUCAUUAAUGAAUUCAUUUUUCGCUGUUUUCGAUAAUAAAUAGAAUAGAGGAUCUCAAUGGCAUAAUGAAUAAUUUGGAUAGAUGUCCAUAUCUCAAAUUAAUGAAGCUAUGCAAAAGAAGUUGGAGUAAUAUAACUAAAAAUUGAUGGAUGAAAUUGAUAAUUCCGAUUUUAUUCAAACAAAAAUGCAUGAAGUCACAUAAAAUGUUUUUGUAAGGAUUUUUUGGCCAAAGAUAGUAGGUGCCAUUAAAUCACAGUUUAUAACGCUUAAAUUUUGUGAUCCAAUUUUUGUUUGGUCAGAGAUUUGCACCAAAAUUAAAGGCCACGAAACAUCCCAUAAGUAUCCUGAUAAAUAUAUAGAUUUUGACAAUUACAAAAAUUUAUCAGGAUUAAAUAAGGAUGAAUGUAGUUUUAUUUAUGAGGCUUUCUAAAUUUAUGAAUAAUAUAAAUAUUAAUUAGGAUAUUAUGAUUUGUUGGACUUGGUAAAUCACAUUAAUUAAGAGUUAGCAAAUGGGAAUGAUUUCAUUGAAAAUGUUCAUUAUCUAUUGCUUGAUGAGUUAUAAGAUGUGCCAAGAGCAGUAUUAAUAUUGUUAGAUCAACUCACAGAACUUGGCUUAUUUUGCUGUGGAGAUAAUGCUUAAAACAUAGCUAAAGGGAUAGGUUAUAGAUUUUUCGAAGUUUAAAACUGUUUAUUGUCUACUAGAAAUGAAAAGAAGAAGACAUAUAGAAAUCUGAAAAUAUUUGAUUUGAGCAUCAACUUUAGAUCUCAUAACCAAAUCUUGUAAUUAGCCAACUCAGUGAUAAGAAUGAUCGAGAUAUUCUUUCCACAAAAAAUAGAUAAACUAAAUAAGGAAACAUCAAAUUUGUAAGGUCCUAAGCCUAUUAUUAUUAAGAGUGAUGACGUUGGUUAAUUGUUGAAUAAUCUAUGUGAUUUCUUCUCUAAUGAUAAAAACACAGUUGAAUUUGGUUGCAAUCAAGUCAUUAUUGUCAAAGAUCAGGAAUCUAAGACCAGAUUGCCUAUUGAAUUGUAAAAUGUCUUAUGCUUAACCAUCUAUGAAGCUAAGGGUUUAGAAUUCGAUGAUGUGAUAUUAUUUAACUUCUUCCAUGAUUCAACUGCAUCCAUCGAAGAUUGGUAAUCUCUUAAUGAUUUAGAACCGUACUCAGAACAUCUAAAGAAGAUUGAUUAUGAAAGAUUUAUAACAAUUCAUCAAAAUGAAGUAAUAUAAAGCACUGAAGGGAAGGAUAAUGAAUUAGUAUAAGUCUGGUAAUUGAAAAUGAAAAAAAAAGUUGAGAACUAUACAAUAUCAAUUGAUUUGUGUUAAGAACUUAAGCAACUUUAUGUAGCAAUCACGAGACCUAAAAAUAGAUUAAUUAUUUUCGAUUAAUCUUCAGAAAAGAGAAGAAAUAUUCAAAAUAUAUGGAUUCAACUAGAUACAGUCAAUGUUAUUGGCUAAUAAGUACAACCAAAGGAUGUUAUUUUUUAAUUAGAAUCAUAAAAUAAUAAUAAGGAGAACUGGAAAAGGCAGGGUCUUAAAAUGUUUAGAAUGAAUAAUUAUGACCAAGCAGCAAAAAGUUUCAAAUUUGCAGAAGAAAAAGUAUUAGAAAAGAAAUCUAUUGCAUAUAAUAUUGUAGCUAAUAAUGCUCAUGUAGUUAAUGAUAAUUUACACCUAUUCCAAGAAGCAGCUAUGCUUUUUGAAGAAAUUGGAUUAUUUUAUAGAGCUGCCUAAUGUUAUUUCACAGCUAAAUAGUUUGAGAAAGCAUAAGAUUUGUAUGAAAAAAUAGGUAAAAUGAAUGAGAUGGCUGAAUCAGCAUACUUUGCUCGCAAUUACUCAAAAGCAGCUUAGACUUUUGAAAUCCUGGGCGAUAUUAGAAGAGCUAUUGAUUGUUAUAGAUUAAUACGAGAUUGGGACAAUGUUAUAAUCAUAUUAAAUAAGUACAAAGAUCAAUUCAGUCAGAAAGAGAGGAUGGCAUUCUUAAAUUAAUUCUUUCCUAAUUAUUUAUAAAGUUUAGCUUUGGAGAUAGAAGAGACAGGUGUAUCAUAAAAUGAAUCCAAUCAAGUAUAAGAAAUCUAAGAAACUAAUACAUAAGGCGAAUUAGUUUUAAAUCAAUCAGAUAGUUUCACAAUCCAGAAUUCAGUACUUAAUAGAUCUGAAAAUUAAGGGGAUUCUUAAUUAGUUAGUGAUUAAAUCAAUAAUUAGAAUCAAAAUGAAUCUAGUUUGGAGAUAUUAAAUAUUGAAUAGGAUGAGCAAUCUCAAUCAUAAUCAUUUUAGAUUGAAAAUCAAGAUGAGAAUGAAUAAAAUAUGGAUCAUUUGUCUAUUUUUGAUCCUGAUGAUGAAUGGUUGCUAUAAGAUUAGAAAUCAUUGAUCAAAUCAAUGUCAUCUAAGAUCAGUCAUCAAUCAGAAUUCUCAAACAUUAUACUUUUGAAUCAACCACCUCAAAUAUCUUUGUUAAAGUAAAAAAGCAAUAUAUUUAUUUCAAAUAAAGUAUUGUAGAAAUUGAUUAAAAAAUCACAAUUAUUCUCUUAGGAAUUUAGGAAUCACUUAGAGUCAUAAAAAUGCAAGCAAGUUUAAUUAUCUAAUAGAAAGGAUGAUGAUAAAGAGUUUGAUCACAUGAUCAACUUUGUUUAUGAUUUGGAAAACAUUGAUAUAGAUUCAAUUUAUAUGAUUUUGGAUAUUUUGGAGUAAUUUAAGAGUUAUAAAUUGUGUAUUUACUUAUGCAAUUACUUUAAAUUAGCUUCAUAUCUAGGAAGAUAUGUAGUUUCCUUAACCUCCAGCUAUUCUCCAUUGACGAAAAAUAAAUCGUCAGUUUAUAUUUAGAUGAUUACUUUGGGAUCUUACAGAAGGAAUCUACUUGAAUAAUCAGCUUUAUCUUAAAUAGCAUUUGAUAAUAUAAUCGAAACAAUUAAUCCGAUAUUCUCAACAUUUAAAUAUGAAGAAGAACUAAAUCUUUGUAAUAGUUUAGGAUUGAAUUUUUAUUAAGAACUAAUAGGAUUAGGUUUUUGGAAGGCAUUAAUAUAUUCAUUAAACUAUAGGCAUUCCAUGGAUUUGUGUAUGUCUUUUAACAACUUUUCAGAUGCUAUUGAAAUAUUUAAGAAAAUGAAGUAACACAAAAAAUCAGAAUUAUCAGAGGAGGAAUAAUUUAGAUUAAGAAAAAUUUAGUAUUAUCAAUUUAUUAAAUCAAUUAAAAGUUAGUAGGAUAAGGUAGUUGAUUUUACAAAUACCCUUGAUGACGUUUUUUAGAUCACAAAGAACUAUUAUAUGAAAAAACAAAAAGAAAUAAACGAAGUUGAUUUGGAUUAAUUAAUAAUUAAUGCUAAUAUCAGUAAGAAAAACUUGACUUUUAAUGAGCAACUAAAAUAAAUAGAGGCGAUAAUAUUAAGUUUUGAUAUCCUUAAAUCAAUUAGAGAUUUCUCAUAUGAGAAUUUUGUAGGAUUAUUUUAACUACUGGAAUAUUUCCAUGAUAAGUUGAUUUCUUAUCAAAAUUAAGAGAAUAUCAAUGAAGCAUUAUUAUUUUGCUAUGGAAUCUCAAUUCCAAAGGGGGAUAUUAUGAGUCAUUAUUCUCAUUCUUUAUUCAUACACAUAUCAUCGAAACUUAUUAAACAAGUAGUAAAAGAAACUCAUAAUAAGGAUAAUGCUUAGAAAUAACCAAAUUGCUUAACUUUUGUAGAUAUUGGAUAUGAGUAUAUUUCUAUUCCAUUUGAACAAGCUAUUGAAGAAAUAAAAAUCUCUUUUUUUUAGAGGAUUUAGCAGAUGUUGAACCAUUAAUCAUAAAGGCUAAAGGAAUUUUAUAAAGUCCAUGAUGAUGAAUUUUUUUCAUUGAGUUCCCAAGAAUAUUGGGAAGAUACAUUAGCAGAGCUCUUAGUAUUUGUAAUGCUGGAAUAAUCUAUUAAAAAGCUUUAAAGCAAGAUUAAAUAGAAAAAAGAAGUGCAACCCAUUUCUAUUCAUUAUUCAAAAUAGAUGGAAUCAUAAGAUAAUUCAAUAGUUGAUUCUGAGACAUCCUAGACUCUACAACUGAUAUAGCGGAUUAUAUUGAAAAAUAAUUUUAGAAUAAUUGAAACUCCUAAUUAUAUCAAAAGUAUCGUUCGCGAGAUUUCCUUAGGUUUGAUUUUGCGUAAACAAGAUAGGAAUCAUUCCAAUAUGAUAAUGGCAAUUAACUUAUUAAAUUUGACUGAUUAAUUAUCUUUUGGAGUUUUGAUCUUUUCAAGUUAGAAAAAAGGAUAUGAAGUUUUUUUGCCAUAUCUCAAAUAUAUUGAGUUUCUUGAAUGCUAGCAUUUUGGUAUUAUUGAGGAUUCCGCAGGAUGUUUUUUAGAUUAUAGUUAAUAUGUAAUGGAAAAGUUUUAUUUAGAUGAACAAUUAUGUCAUGUAAUUAGAAUAGGUUUAAAUAUUCUAGUUUCUUUAUUGUGUUACAGUUAAUAGAAAUUAACAAUAUUGAAAGGCUAUAAAGAUUAUUUAAAUAAGAUUGAGAAUGUUGAUGAACAAUGUUGUAAAUUAGAGGUUGGAGUAUUCCAAAUAAACAAUUAAUAAGUAAUAUUGGAAUAUUUAGAGUAUCUAUUUGAAUUUUACUAAUACUGUUGUUCAAAUUAUUACUAGGAUAAAAUCAAAUAAUUUUUGUUUAUAUUCGCUAUAAAUCUUCUAAAUACCCAAUAGGUUAAGGUUAUAAAGAGCCUUAUUUAAUACUUGUAAUAAGACGAAAAACUAAAAGCCUUUAAGAGAUUACAGGAUACUUUGGCUAAAGAAUUGUCAGGAAAUAAGAAGGAAGUUUAACAUAAGAAAAAUAUAUUAAUAUCUCAUUUAAGUUAUUUAGAGGAAGAUAUAGUAGAAGUCGAAAUUGUAAAUAUCAAAUCUGGGUAACAGUUGGAUUAAUAAUAUGAUAAAUGUAUUUAGAUAUGGAAUGAUUAUCAAGAUAAUUCAAACUCUAAGAUGGACUGCAUGAAAUAGUUGAUUAAUAAGUGGAAUGGGUAUAGAAAGAAUCAUAAAAUAAAUCUGACUGAGUAGAUAAAGUAGAAUUUACAGUUUUGGAGAAGUUUACAAUAUUAUAAGAUAGGAUAUGAUAGACAUCAAUGUUUGAGGACAUGUGUAAAUUUAAGGGACUUAAACAGAAAUAUGAAAAAGCACAUUUCCAAUUUUAAUGAAGAUUUACAAUUGAGUGUAUCUUUAUAGAGACAAUUAUUAAAGGAAAGAUAAAAUUAUAUUAACUCUUUUGAUAUCCACCUAUUAAAUUCAUUUUUGAAUGAUUUGGGAGAAUAUUUGAAAGAAUUGUUUAGGGGAGAGGACGUGCAUACAAAGGUGAAAUAACUGGAAGUUGAGUUUAGAAAUUGGAAGGAGAAUAAAGAAGAGGAUGGGACGUAUUAAAAGAUGAUGGAAUUGAAUAGGUAGUUGAUAGUUUAGAAGUGGAAGAAUUUAAAGGGUGGAGUGAAGGUACAUCAUAAGGGGAGGAGGGAUCAAUUGACAACGAUAUAGGAAGAAGUUACGGAUGAAUUUUAAUAAUGA
This is a messenger RNA of Paramecium tetraurelia, 7029 nucleotides long. RefSeq lists its product as uncharacterized. Gene Ontology annotation, molecular function: hydrolase activity; protein binding; ATP binding. The transcript has 4 exons. NCBI's taxonomy places the organism in Eukaryota, Ciliophora, Oligohymenophorea, Peniculida, Parameciidae. The record is from RefSeq and is a predicted model, not a curated record.